GUUACGGUCGCAAUUGCGGAAUUAAAUCGAAACGGUACGGUUCAAAAAAAAAAAAAAGGAAAAAACAUUAAAACAGAAAAUUUUCUAGGAGAAGUAUUGUCUGUGUGUGUGUGUGCGUGCGUGUGACACUGAAAGAAUUCUGAAGCAAAACAAAAACAAAAAAAAUUAAAGGUGAAUACGGUAUUUUUUUAAGGCGUUUUCAUGAGAAAAAACGGACGAGUAUGGAAAACAGUAGAAAUUAAAUGAAAACAAAUCCCCAAAACGAGUACAACGACCAGAGUUUAGCUGGCAUCGGGACAUUAAAACCCGUCAAGGAUAUCGAAUAUCUUUUUUUAAAGCAAAAGUUAAAUAACAAGUUUUGUAUUUUUGUGCAAAGCAUCAUUACCCCUCUCAUCGUUGAGCAAAUGGGAACAAACUGAAGAUGAUGAUGUCAUUAUGAAAUGUCGUUGUUAAUUUUUAGCGACGUUUUUUUUUCGACUCAAAUGAAAAUGGGGUUUUAAAAGAUUGAUAAAUUAAAGAUUUGAAAAAGGGGAGAAAUUUAAAAAUUUUCGAAAAAAAAACAGAAACAACAAAAAGGUUACAAAAUCCAUGCCCUUAGUGACAAAAUAAAUUUUAACUCCGUCAAUUUGUUUAACAUUUAAAAAUUGUAUUGGAUUUGAUGUGAUUCGGUGUUAAGAUCCCUCAAAAGAAAACGACAACAACAAAAAAACAUAAGAGGAUUAAUUCAAAUCUCCUUAGAAUCAAAAAAAAAAAAAAAUAUUUAAAGACGCAACGCAACGGCUUUCAAUAACAAAUCCCCGAUAUCGUUUCAAACAACAUACAUAUUUAUAUAUAAAAAACUUGUGUGUGUGAGAGUGUAUGAGUUUACCAAACACACACACACAUACAUUGAUAUAUGUGUCAUCUAUAUGUUCCAUCUAAAUACCCCAUCUAUAUAGUCUUGUGAGUAUUGAGACAUCAUCAUCAACAUCAGAUAAUUGUGGAUUACUCAAGGGCAACCAAACCAAACCAACCAACAAACAAACCAAACGACCGACCAAACAACCACCCAACAAACAGACAGACUUGCUGCCGCCAUCAGUAUUAUCAUUUUGUGAUUUGCUUUUGGUGUGUGCAAAAACAUUCUCCGCCUAUCGCCCUGCUCAAAUAACCCGAUUUUCGGCACACAUUCUUUGUGUCUGGCUAAAGCUAUAGAUUGGCGAAAAAAAAGUUUCGUGUGUGUGCGUGUCUGCGUGCUCGUUUGUUAUUGUCCUUAAAGUCGGUUCAAUAAAUUGAAGUCCAAAUGGAAAUGUAACAAAGCGACAGCCGCUUUAGCCACAAUUCUGAAUUGAAAAUAAAAUGCCAACAAUUUUGAAAAAUUAUAUAGAAGUCAAAGUUUCGUUUGUGGCCUUUUGUGGAAAAUUGUUCCAGCAACAAGGCAGUGGAGGGGAAUUAUAAAAAUUCCAAAAAUCAAAACAAUAACUUGGAAAAGAACAUCAAAUUGAAAUCGAAUUGAAUAAUUAUUUCAAAUAAUUUAACAAAAUGAGAGGCAACAUCAAAAUGUCCCGAAAUUGGAUGGCCUUAAUGGUCAUUGGCUUAUUGGCAAGCCAAAUGACGGUGGCAUUGAAUAUUGCAACAACAACAACAAGGACACCAACACCAGUGGCGAGUCAGAUUCCUGAAGAUGGCAAUGGUGCGGCAACAGCAACACCUUCUCUAACAAGGUCUUCUUCUACUUCUUCGUUAAAUGACAAUGGAAAAGCAGAUGAUUUGCAUUUUACACCGUCAACAGCUGGAACUUUGAGCAGCCAUGAAUCUGUUGUCAUUGAAGCUAAGCAGGAUGUUGCUCGCAGAACAACAGAGGCGUCAAUACCCUCAACACCUCUGCAAAGUGCUUUGGCCGAGACCCAUACCCCAACACUGGCAUCCUCGAAUGCUCCAGCAACAACCAUUCUCAAUGAAGGUGAACAAUCAAGAACAACAACAACAACAACAACAAUAAAAACCUUACGAAAGGUAACAACAAUGGCUGGGCCACCAGAGAAUGCUCAGCGGAAGGAGGACACGAACAAAGCGUCUUUAGAAGGAGCUGUUGCUUUAGCCGAUGUCGAUGUUGAAAAAGGCCAGCAACAAAUCACGACAAUGACAGAACAACAAACUAUAAUCAAGCAAAAGCAACCAGAAGAACAACAACAACAACAUUAUCAACCCCAUGAAGAGCAACAAAAGCAACAAACAUUAACAACGGAAGUGUCUAUGCUAAAGGAAACGGAAGUGCAGCAACAAGUAAACGGAAAUGCACAGACAACGACAGCGAAUGUACACAACAAUGUGAUUACAUUAAAAGCGACAGCAACAGAUAACAAUGGGGUGGGGGAGGAUGAGAAGGUGAUGGAGGAGAAGUUGGAGGUGGACAAUAAAUUUCCAACAACGACAACAAAUCUACCAUUUACAACAAUUGCUGGUGUUGGAGGAGAAGAAGAUGAAAUGGCAGAUAAAACGGAAAUUGUCAACGAUUCCCAGCAAUUUAAAGCUGACACCAGCAGCAGCAGCUCCGGAAAUAUUCCACCAUCAUCUCUCAAGCCACAAGAGGAAAAUUUAAAUUUAGAUGAAUAUUCGAGGUCCGGAGGAAAUUUAAGGGAUCUAAACAAGGAUGAAGGCUCCACACCACCCCUUCCCUACCUUUCUUCUGUUGCGGAGAAUCAAAAAUCAUUGGAAACUUCAAGAGAGGCGCAACACUCCUUGGAUGGUCUGAAGCCUUUGUUUGAGGAGGCUAGAAAUCUUAGAUCUGUUGAAAUUCCUGAAUCUUUGAAAAUUGCAAAACAACAACAAUUUUCCCUGGGCAAUUUGAAACAAGAGACUCCAGAGGCUAGGAACUCAAAAUUCUCUUCUCCCUCAAAUUCCGAAAAACCUGGAUCCUUGGAAACUUCCAAUGAACAGCGACUCUCCUCUCCCGAAGUUAGUUACUCAAAAGUCGCAGUAAUUUCAUCUUCGGAGAAACAGGACUCCUUGAAAACCUCCAGGGAAAAUCAACCCUCCCUGAUACAAGAGAGCUCUCUUCCCAGGCCAUCACUCUCUUCCCCUCUCUCUUCCACAGACAGGCUGGACUAUACGAAAUCUUCAAUUGAGCCAGAGCAAGAACUCUCGCCAAAUAAUUUAAAGCCUCAAAAUCCAGAGACCAGUAACCCCAAAUCUAUUCCUACAACAUCGGAAAAUCAAGAAUCCUUGAAAAUCUUCGAAGGACAACAACUCUCCCUCGAUGACUUUAAGCCCCUGAUCCAGGAGGCCAACAAUAAACUGCUGGCGGAGCGAACAAUUUUUACUCCCAAAAAUGUCAUUGAAGAGCAGGAAUGGAAACAAAAUCUUAUGCCCAACGAAGUUGAGGACUAUGACCAUCCGGAAAAACAUAAUGGUGAGCUGAAAAAAUUCCAUCAGGCACCCUAUGAACACAACAUCAAUUGGAGUCCCUAUUUGCAUCCGGCCACCCCAGUGGCAGUGGAUUUCACAGGGAAAGUAUUGCAGGAGGAAGAUGGUGUGAUAACCGAAAUAGAGGAGAAGUUCCGUCUCAAAGAGUUUGCCACAGACAUUAAUGACAAGAAGGACAUGGAAGAGUUUACCACAAUGGAGGCGGGAGAGCAGUCAGCCACAGCAACAACGACAUCAAAGCCCUCCCAAGAAACUCCUGUACCAAGCACCCACAAACCCUAUGCCACCCUCUUGGUGAAUCAUGAAAAAUCUCCACCCAACACCCAUCGUUCCCAGGACCUAGCUGCCGGAGCCCCGCAUAAUAUGCGCAUAAUGAGGCCAGUGGAAUUUAUUGAGCGGCGGGUUAAGAAAAGUUUUGAUUUUCCCAUGCAUCGUAUAGCCAGCGAUGCCGAUCAUGCCAUGCAACACUUUGACUUUGCCAACACCAAAUUCAGCAGCAAUUUAAAUGAACCCAAGCAACACUUAAACCCACCCAUAGCCGGAGCCCAAGAAACACCAUCUACAGGGGGAGGAGGGGCAGCAGUUUCCCUGGGUGCUGGCCCAAAUCAAGGCCAUGACAUGAAUGCCAUGCAUGUGCCCCGUCAACAGCCGGAAUUCUCCACUACCAAGUUUUACAACAGCAAAGAACUUUACAAUGAAAUGUUGCAGCAUAAAAACAAACAACAACAGCAACAACAACAACUGCAUACGGAACCCGAUUCCCUGAACAUGUUAAAAGAAGAAGACAUAGCUCCCGGAGCACGAGCCGGCUCAUCUUUGACUUUGAAUAGUUUUGCGGUUUUGCAUUCACCGAAAAUAGCCAAACUGGAGGAGAUUCAUGAACAGCCACAGAAAAGUUUGGCCAUAAAGAGAGUCACCGUGCAACAGUCAGCCAGGCCACACAACAAGGAUGAGAUGGGGGAGGCAAGCAGUACUCCCAAAAUAAAUGUUGAAUUACUGACAGCAACAACAACAGCGGCAUCAGCAUCAACAACAACAACGACAACCAAAAAGUUUCACAAGGAAUUGAAAAAAGCCAAGUUGUUGAUAAAAACCAUGUUACCCAGCAGCAGCAGCAACAACAAUAACAACAACAACGAGGAUGCUACUCAAAAAACUGAAACAAGUAAAUCCUCGACAGCAACACCUGAGGACCACAGCCCUGGAAAAACUAAACCAACCACAACAUGGUCAUCAGCAGCAGCAACAACAACGACAACUGCAAUUCUUACAACUAAUCCAACUACUUUGACCAGCUCAAGACCACAGGAGAGCAGAUCAAAUAAUUUAACAUCAUCGUUGUCUUCUGCAACAUCUUCUUCCACUUCCACACCAGCGGAACAAUCAUCCUCGGACCCAGCUUCAUCCUCACCCUCAGUCCUGGUACCCUCCUACAUUUAUCCACCGCCCACAUGGAGGCCUACUGCGUCACACUCAACAAAUCCCACAAAAUCCGCAAUGAAACCCAUUGUACGACCCCGCAUCCUAAGUCGUUUGCAGGAGAAAAUCAAUUCGCUGGAAUGUGAGAUACCCAAUGUACCGCAGGAUUCACAUUUGUGGCGUGGCAACGAAACGCAUGAAUUGCUGCUACCCAUAAUGAUCUGCAAACCCUUUUGGACUCCCACCUCUUGGUUUGCUUAUAAUCGAUGGGUACUUCGUUCUAACUCUCAAAAUUGUUCUUCUUCGUCGAGCAGUAACACACCGGAGAACUGUAAAACGGACAAGGACUGCACAGCCAUGAUGGUCUCCUGGGAGGGAGAGGCUGAAAUCCAAUCAGGCGAUAUAUUAAUUGUUGAAAUAAACGAUGCCCUCUUAAAUCCGAAGGAGGUAAAUCUAACAACCAGUGCACACAACACUCAGGUGUAUCAGGUAACACGUUCCGGACAUGAACACUGUGACGUUACCGAGGGUAUCCUGCUGGAUAUAACACCACUCAUAGUCGAUGGCAGAAAGUUGGUAACACUGUACGAUAAGGACCUAACCGAAGGAGUUAACUUGCUAAUUGUGGUCUCGGAGUUGUGGGGUUCACAGUGUGUCCGUCUCAAGGUCACCACAAAAACCGAAAAUUGUGGUGAAGGUGCUGAUUGCUCUGGAAAAGGUGUCUGCUUUUCCGACAGCGACAUGGAGGAGUAUGAAUGUCAGUGCUGCAGCGGUUUUGCUGGACCACACUGCGAGGAGAUUGAUGCCUGCACACCCAGCCCAUGUACAAAUAAUGGCAUAUGCGUUGAUUUGUCUCAAGGUCACGAGGGUAAUUCCUAUCAAUGCUUGUGUCCGUAUGGAUAUACGGGUAAAAACUGUCAAUACGAAUUGGAUCCCUGCAAUCCGGCGGAAUGUAUGAACGGCGGUAGCUGUGUGGGAAACUCAACACAUUUUAGGUGUGAAUGUGCCCCUGGCUUUACAGGACCCUUGUGCCAACAUAUAUUGAAUGAAUGUGAAUCUUCACCGUGUAUUCAUGGUAUAUGUGUAGACCAGGAGGAUGGAUUCCGUUGUUUCUGCCAGCCUGGUUUUGCUGGUGAACUGUGUAACUUCGAGUACAAUGAAUGCGAAUCGAAUCCCUGUCAAAAUGGUGGAGAGUGCAUCGAUCAUAUUGGCAGUUAUGAAUGUCGCUGCAGCAAAGGAUACACUGGCACAAGGUGUCACAUCAAGGUGGAUUUUUGCGCUAGUAAACCAUGUCCUGAAGGACGACGCUGCAUCGAUCACGGUAAUGACUACAGCUGUGAAUGCCUUGGGGGACGUAAUGGUCCAGAUUGCAAUGAAAUGUUGAGAACGCAAUGCAAUGUAAAUCCAUGCACACACGGUGGCACCUGCUGGUCCAGUGGUGAUUCCUUCUAUUGUGCCUGUCGUCCUGGUUACACGGGAACAAUGUGUGAAGAUGAAUUUGUUGUGGAAACGGUGGUUAGUUCCAGUGAAUUUAUGGUCGACGAUACGAGUGCUCGAAAUUUUAAUGACAAAAGUUUCGGUUCAUCUGUUGUCCUGAAAAGUCCCAUUGAACUGCACAAUGCCUAUACAGCAGCGAUUGUAUUGGCUUUGGUCAUCUUCUUUGUCGCACUCUAUCUUACCAUAUGCCACUGUAAAGUGAAUCAAACGUAUCGUAAAUUUUCAACACGGACCUAUGGUUUUCUGCCCAUACUGGGCUUUCGUUGGCGCACCAAACAGGCAACAUCGAAAAUUAGUCGACACUGGCUAAGUGGCAAGGGUCUGGGUGGCGGUGGGGCGACGGGCGCCAAUGCAAUGCGUGUUGCAACCAAUUCAACUUUAUCGGCGCCACUACAACGUAAUAGUGUUGGACAUUUGCCAACCGCAAAUGCGUCAGCAACAGCAGCAGCCGGAUCGUCAUCGUCAGCAGGACAACAGCAACGCCAUCAUCAUGUAGGCCAAUUAAAUGAGCGGCCCUUUCAGCGCCAUUUGGCCAUGAACUUGGAGAACGACAUGUAUUAUACAGUAGAUUUUAGUGAAAAUUCACAGCAUUCACCGUUGAUACAGUGAAAUUCGACGACACAUUUUAUCGGCGAUGUUGUGGAUGUUAAUAACGGCGUGGAUGGCAGAGAUGAUUGUGGUGAUGGCGUUGGCGAUGGUGGGGGCAAUGAUGGUAGUAAUGGUGGCGUUGAUGGUGCAAAUAGUCAUAGUCGUAGCUGUAGAGGUGGAAAUGGCGAGGCGAAGAGGCACACGGGACGGUGGUCAUUGGGGAGAAUGGCAACGAUUCCCAUACCAGCAGUACAGUUGGCUCAUUAUAAUAUUCGACCAUAUGCCAGUCAGCCUGGCAGUCACAAGUCUUUGGUUGCUUUGACUCUGGGCAAGAGCAUGAAAAAAACAACUGCUUGUGGCAUUGACUGCAGCAACCGAAAUGAUGAUGAUGAUGCUGAUGUUGACGAGGCUGAUGGCAGCCAUCCGGGUCGUUGCCGUAGUGCUAGUAGUAAUAAUAAUUGGUUAGUUAAAUUUACAAAGCGUACUUAUUAAAUGAUUUUUGUUGGCAUUUUUCGUCCGUCCCUUAUUUUCCAUUUCCAUCCUACCAUUCAUCCAUCCAUCCAUCCUUGCUCUGAGCUCUGUGUUACUUUGAUAUUUUUGCCAUAUUUAUUUUUAUGUAAUGCCUAUAAGCCAUAAUGAAGAAUGAAAACAAAAUCGAGGGCAAAUAAGAAAAAAAAAAAAAAAAAAAAAAAAACACAACAACACCAAAGAGAAAAUUAACACAAAAACAACAACAGCAACACCAUAAAAAAUCAUUUCCAGCCAUCGAAUUUUUAGAAUGUUUUAACAAAUUUAAUGUCACGUUCAUCAUAAAAAUGAUGGCCUAAAGAUUUUAACAGAAAAUUCAUUUUGAAGUGAAAGUGAACUGCAAAUUACUGGCUGACAUGAGCCAAUUAAUUGCCAAUUUCGGAUAGAAUUUGAGAGGCACUUGCGAUGUGGGUGUAUUAUCAUAAUUUUUGGUUAGUCGAAAAAAAUAAUAAUAAUUUUGAAUGGAUAAUAAUUUUGGAAUACAUUGCUUUCUCUGGCCAUAAUGUUACUACGUCAUUAAAACUUUGAGUUAAAAUUAAUAACAAAUAUAGCUAAUUAAUAAUUAAUAAAAAGUAUAAAAAUAGAAAUUUAUUCUUACUUGAAACUUGCGAGGAUUAAAGUUUGGAUGAGCCUUCAAAUUUUGCUACAGAAAAUUCAAACCAAAUAUGAAUUAUUUUGAAAAAAAAUACCUUUUUUAGGUAAGUACCAGAAUGAGUGGACCGAAAUCGUCCAUCUUCAAGACUGAUCUAGGAAUGGUAAAAAUAAUACAAUGUGCCGAAGAUGGACUAAAUAACAUAUUCCUUUGAGAAUAUAAGUAUGUGAGUAUGAUUUGAGAAUGUAACACAGAAUGGCGCCCAAGAUAACUUAACUCUUCUUAAACACAUAAAUGUACUUUUUAAAAGCUCACUCGAAAUAUAGAGGUCCAGUCCCUAUUUUUCUAUUAGCAGGGUUUAUAAGUAAUGUAUUCAUCACCAAUUUAACAAUUUUUGCCAAAAAUCCAGUAUCUAUUACAAAAGUAAAACAUCGGUAUUUUUUCAUCAAGAUACAUCUCCGGAAUUGGCUCUAGCGAAAAAAACACAAAUGUUUCAUGGAUUUCAAAAUGUAUGUAUGUUUUGGCACAUUGCAUUCUUGAAGUAGUGCCACAUAGCAAUGCUGAGGGGUUUAUCGGAGAUAAGAGACCCUGCAAAAUUCCGUGGAAAUUACCCAAUAUUUACGUCAUUUGUCGUGCUAAAAGGUCUUUCAAAAAAUAUUUGAAAACUUUCAUUCCGGUUUAUAGCAUCAAUGUAAAGGUUUCUCAUCUUAUGAUUUCGCCCGGAAUUGACAUUCAUGAUUGAAAAUAUUCGCCGAGGAAUGGACCUUUUUGUAUGUUUUACACAAAAGUCAAGGUCUUUUUAACCUACUGUUUGUUAUCCGAUGAACAUCCAGAAAGAUAUGUUUCUACCCAUCGAAUUCCAUGCAAAAUUUCGUCAAUGGUUCUAUAACUGACCUAUAGAGCGACUCUGCAAAAUCAGCAAAACAUUAUUUUUGGGUUCAUAUCAACCCUUCAAUAUUUGCGAUCAGCUACCCCAACAAUAGGCUAUGAAAAUAUCCGCCACGAAAUUACGGGUCACACUCUUUAACACAUGGUCCGCCACAAGGUACAACAAGAUCCUAGGGGUAACAUUCAAUAUCAUGUUCAAGUCGCCCGUCCAAGCCACAGCUAUUUGCGACGAGAUGAAAAAUAGGAACAAGGUCCUCUAAGCGUUAGCCAGCAGCAUUUGGGGCGCGGACGAGGAGAUCUUUUUAUCCUCUUAUAACGAGGUAGGUCAGUUUUUUUUUCAGCUAUGCGCCACCAGUGUGGUCUGCGAAUAUAAGUUCUACGCAGUGGAAAAAUAUUCCGAACUGUCAGAAUGAUGCCCUGAGAACUGCGACAGGGUGCCUCCUCAUGAGGCAUCUAUAUGAGGUGGCGAAGGUCCUUCCCGUACGUCAGCAUAACCAUAUACUUUCGUUGCAGUACCUGCUAGGAUGUUAUCGUGGGAGAAAUCCAAGCCAUUGUAUGGUGGAUAAAACUCCCCCAUCCAGGCGUGUUAGGAAGGACAAACAUAAUCCAGAUAGGGAUUUCCAACGCUACAAGAGAGAGCCCCUAAAUCAAGAAUCCUAUCAGACAGUCCUGAGUGGUAUUCAUAGUGAAUUUUUGAACCUGGAGUUACCACCAGAUUAGCAGGUCCCAAACAUAAUAUGGGGAACUGUUACAAGAACAACAAUAGGCUUCUAUGCUGACCCUAUCCCUUGUCUUAUCAAUUUAUUUGUCUAAUUCAAAUGUUAACGUUAAGUUUUUAUACCCAUACCAUACCAUACCAUACAUAGUAUGGAGGAUAUAAUAAGUUCGUCAUUCUGAUCAGCGUAGCCCUGUCCGCCCGUCUGUUGUAAUCACGUUGCAGUCAAAACGAAUUAAGAUAGGAUGAUAAAGUUGCACAUAUCUGUCGGUCCACGAUAUCGUAUAGCCCCCAUAUAACGGUACCCCCCAAUAUUCGGUAUUUUGCGGAUUUUAGCCAAAUUUUUCAAUGGAAUUGCUUGAAAUACUACGAAAGAAGUUCUUUCUGAGUACUUUACACCCUGAAGGAGAAUCGUCUAUAUAGGUCCACAAUAACGUAUCCCCCAUAUAACGUUAUCCCCGAUAUUCGGUAUUUUGAUGAUUUUAGCCACAUUUUCCAAUGGAAUUGUCUGAAAUUCCACACAAGGAGUUCCUUGUGAGCACUUUAUCCCUUGAAAGAGAAUUAUCUUAUAGGUCCACGAUAUAAUAUAGCCCCCAUAUAACGGAACCCCCCGAUAUUCUGUAUUUUGAUGAUUUUAGCCAUAUUUUUCAAUGGAAUUGUCUGAAUAUCCACAUAAAGAGUUCUUUGUGAGUACAUUACCCCCUGGAAGAAAAUUGUCUACAUAGGCCCACGAUAUCAUAUAUCCCCUAUAUAGCGGUUCCUCCCGAUAUUCGAUAUUUUAAUGAUUUCAGCCACAUUUUUCAACGGAAUUGCCUGAAAAUCCUCACAAGGGGUUCCUUGCUAGUAAUUUAUUUUAUAGAGGAGAAUUAUAACGCUACUCCCCCGAUAUGCGGUAUUUUGAUGAUUUCAGACAAUUUUUAAUGCAAUUGCCUUAAAAUGCACACAAGGGGUUUCUUCUGAGUACUUUAUUCCCUAGGAGAGAAUUGUCCAAAUAGGUCGACGCUUUAGUAUAGCGCAUAUAUAACGGUACCCCAGAUAUUCGGUAUUUUCAUAAUUUUUGCGCAUUAUUCAACGGAAUUGUUCCAAAUUUCAUAUAUUAAGUUCGGAACCGUUGCUACAGCUUAUGACACAAAUAACUUAUGACGGUUUUUAUUUGAGCGUUAUUUUUCGUUGGAACUUUUUCGAGUUUCUUAUAAAUUGUGGAGGGUAUUAAGGUUUCGGCCCGGCCUAACUCAUCUGCUUUUUUACUUGUUUCACCUUACAACACCGGUUGGGGUUAUUAUAUACAAGUUGUAAUUAUCGUCCGAUUCUCACAAAAAUUUGCAUAGGGGUAGGAUUAGACUCAGGAGCGCUAGGCCUAUUGUUUUUAAAAAUGUCCGCAAUAUAUUUAGGGGUUUAAAUGAACCAACAACUAAAAAAGGUUCCUGAUUUUGCAGCAGUUAUAAAGGUCACAAAUAGAAACCAAAGGACACGAAAUCUCGCAUGAAGUUGGAGUUUAGGACAGCGGGUAGAAUAGAUCGCUACUUUUGUGGGAAAAAAUAUCAACAUUUCCAUUCUACCGAAACGCUAAAAAUAUCUUACAGGCGAAAUCCAAAAUACACAAAUGGCGAACUUCUGGUUUUGUUGACGAGUUGAGGACAGGGAAGAAGUCUAGCAUUUUGGAUGACCAUUGGAUUAUAUUUAGCUGUAACUAAGAGCGUAAAUAUUGCGCAAAUGUCCCUGGUCAAAAAACUAAGGGUAGUAUCUGGGCAGUGCUAUAUAACAUAAUUUCAAAAGCGAAAUCUCCCUAAAUGGAUUUGGACAUAAGGGGACUUCUAUCAUAUUGUAGUGUUUUAGGGUAUCAUAUGGUCGGUCCCGCACGUCUUUCUUGCUUGCUUGUUUAAUACAAUCCUUAUAGAAGUCAUAUCAAUAUUAUUUGGUUUAUAGUUGGUAUGAUCUACUUCACAUGAAUUCCCAAGAUUACAAUUUUUGCUACGGGAGCUCUACUAAAUAACAUAGUGGUGCAGGGUAUCAUAUAGUCGACUUUUGACCUUUCCUUACUUUUUUGUAUAUUACGAAGGCUUUUUCAAUUAUCCAUUCAAAAAUCCUUUUCGAUUAAUGUGGUAUCAUGUCCUGUUUGUGACUAAUUAAAAAAGAUGAAUAGUUUCUAACAUUUUUUGUUCAAAAGAUUAUUUUUUUUGAUUUAUUUUAAAAAAAUGUUGGCCAUAGAAAAUAUACAAAAAUAAAGUUUUUUUUGUUCUUCCUCAGAACAUAAUUCCUUCACAAUCAUAAUUCAAUAUUAUUAUAACUUUUUUCUGCAGUUCAACAAUUCAAAUAUAAUUUUCAUGCCAAUAAUUUAGAUAAUGGUUUAUAGGCAUUCCCUUUCCUUAUUGUAACUGACUUAUUACAUUUAGUUAUAAUAAAACAAUUAAAAACCAAAAAAUUAAAUCAAUAAUGUUAAUAUAAAACAAUAUUUCCAGUUUAUUGUUGUUGCCCUUUUUGGCCUGGCUUUUAUUAUAAUUUUAUUUCGAUAUUUGUUUGGUGAGCAAAUUUUAAACAAUAACAACAACAACACGCAACAAAAUGAAAACAAAAUCAAAUUCUUCUUUACAAUAAACACAAUAAAAUACUAUGAAAACGAUAUAUAAAAAUAAUAACAACAAUUCAAAACAAAAUUCAAUAAAAUGUUAAAUAAAAUUUAAACUAAAAUAAAAUUGUCUAAAAAUUAAAAAAAAAAAACAAAUUAAAUGAGGAAAUAAGAAAACAAAAUUUAACACUGAAAAUAAAAAACUUUUUUUGUAAGAAGGUUUUCUAAUUAAGCGAAUGUCAUUAUUUUUUUUGUUGGGGUGGGAUGUUUAGCUGUAAGAAUCUAAAUAAAUUUAAUUAUAAAUUUAAUGCAAAAUGUAGUUAAGUAAACAAUUUGAGAUAUGGUUAAUGUUUAACAAAAAAUAAGAAGAAAAGAUAAAAUACACAACACAAAUAAAUAAAUACAACUUAAUUAUAGACACACUCACACUAAUACAAAAAAAAACAGCAAAACAAUUAAAAUAAUGCAAUGCAACAAAAAAGAGAAAAUUGCAGAAAAUAUAUGAGAAAAAUGCAAGAGAAAAUGUAGCCUUAUGUCGUAAGGAUUUAUAAAGCGCUUACAUGGAAAUAAUCAUUGAAAUCAAUUAUGAAUUAUUUGCAGAGGUAUGAAAUAAUGGAAAAUAAAGCUGAAGGAGAUGAUAAAACGA
Molecule: messenger RNA, 12844 nt
Organism: Musca domestica (house fly)
Lineage: Eukaryota; Metazoa; Arthropoda; Insecta; Diptera; Muscidae
Product: mucin-4-like
Exons: 13
Coding region: 1522-6930 (1802 amino acids)
Biological process (GO): establishment or maintenance of epithelial cell apical/basal polarity; heterophilic cell-cell adhesion
Cellular component (GO): protein-containing complex; plasma membrane
Molecular function (GO): calcium ion binding
Source: RefSeq, a predicted model, not a curated record